AUGCCUCUCCUACCUUGUCUCCUCCUCCUCUUCCUGUGCGUUCAUGCCCCUGCCUCCCAUGCCAUCCUCAUUCCUCCGCUCCCGACCACCUAUGACGGUUCGAUUUGCUCGCAGUCGUUCAUGUGCGGCGGCGUCAAUAUCAGCUAUCCCUUCUACCUUCCCAACGCAACCAGAGAGACCGCCGAUUACGGAUACAGCUACUCCUGCGGCUACACCGACCUGUUGAUUUCCUGCCAAGGCGAGGCGCCGACCGAGACCCCGGUCAUCACUCUCGGCGGCGACAACUACGCCGUUCAGAACAUCUUCUACGACACCCACACCAUCAUUCUGGUGGACAGCGAUGUGCUCGUCGGCAGCAGCUGCCCUGCAGUCCGCCAUGAAGUCAGCUUCAACGAGAGCUGGCUGCACAACAGCAGCUCCAGCGGCAAGCUCACCUUCUUCUACGGCUGCUACCCACGCGGUCCCGUGCCGCAACAAUUUGACGCUUACAAAAUCAAAUGCGCGGGGUUCAAGAGCCCGCCAGGUGUUGGCGCAGGAGACUCCUUCGUGCUCAUGACUGAUGAGCAAGAACUGCCUACGAACUGCAGCGAGGUUGUCACCGUGCCAUUGAGAAGCGAUGUUCUGAUGGCAGCAAGUAAUAACCAGAGCAACUUCACAAGCGGCGGAUACGGAGACGUGCUCAAGCGUGGGUUCGAGUUGGAAUGGAGCCGUAUCACAGAGGAUGGGUGUCACCUGUGCGAGGAGUCGAACGGGCAAUGCGCCUAUAUCCAGAAUAGGGUAUUCCGGGGCUGCUUGUGCCACGGAGGGAAGGCGGGCAACCCGUACUGCAAACACAUCGCAUCAAGAUCAAAAGGGAAAACAACAAUUAUUGCUGGUAUUGUUGCAGGCAUGUUAUUCAUGUGUCUAGUAAUUCUCAUAUUCUUCUCGGCUUGUAAAUAUGGUUGGCUCCCCCUCAAAUCGAAGGACGAACCAAGGAUUGAGUCAUUUCUACAAAAGAAUGGGAACCUAUAUCCGAAAAGAUACACUUAUGCAGAUGUUAAAAGAAUGACGAAAUCCUUUGCUGUGAAGCUAGGCCAAGAUGGAUUUGGUGUUGUAUACAGAGGCAACCUCCAAGAUGGCCGCCAGGUAGCGGUUAAGAUGCUAAAGGACACCAAAGGUGAUGGUGAGGAAUUUAUGAACGAGGUGGCUAGUAUUAGCAGAACUUCUCAUGUCAAUGUUGUGACACUUUUAGGAUUUUGCUUGCAAGGAUCUAAAAGGGCACUUAUUUACGAGUACAUGCCUAAUGGUUCACUUGAAAGGUAUGCCUUCAAUAGCAACAUGAUUAGUGAAAAUUUACUAAGUUGGGAGAAAUUAUUUGACAUAGCAAUUGGCACGGCUAGAGGACUUGAAUAUCUCCACUGGGGAUGCAAUACUCGGAUCGUGCAUUUUGACAUCAAACCACAUAACAUCCUAUUAGAUCAGGAUUUCUGUCCUAAGAUCUCUGACUUUGGAUUGGCCAAGCUAUGGUUAAAUAAAGAGAGUGCUAUCUCCAUUGCUGGCGCAAGAGGGACAAUAGGUUAUAUUGCCCCAGAGGUUUACUCAAAGCAAUUCGGAAUAGUAAGUAGCAAGUCAGAUGUGUAUAGUUAUGGAAUGAUGGUCCUUGAGAUGGUUGGAGCAAGGGACAAGAAUACAAGUGAAAAUAGUGAAUCUAGUAGCCAAUAUUUCCCUCAGUGGAUUUAUGAACAUUUGGACGACUACUGUAUCAGUGCUUCUGAGAUUGAUGGUGAGACCACAGAGCUUGUGAGAAAGAUGAUAGUUGUAGGUUUGUGGUGCAUACAAGUGAUUUCAACUAAUCAGCCAACAAUGACUAGAGUCGUCGAGAUGCUAGAAGGAAGCACAAGUAAUCUGGAAUUGCCACCCAAAGUUCUCUUGAGCUGA
Molecule: messenger RNA, 1917 nt
Organism: Miscanthus lutarioriparius
Lineage: Eukaryota; Viridiplantae; Streptophyta; Magnoliopsida; Poales; Poaceae
Source: the annotation of a GenBank genome assembly